Molecule: messenger RNA, 377 nt
Organism: Enterobius vermicularis (human pinworm)
Lineage: Eukaryota; Metazoa; Nematoda; Chromadorea; Rhabditida; Oxyuridae
Source: the annotation of a GenBank genome assembly
UUGCAGCUUUUGCACCAAAUUUAUUCAAAUAGACAAUCGUUAUAUCGAAUAUUUCCGGCACCAUUUCGGCCGGUUGCUUGGCGUACAGUUGCCUUUAUUGCGCUUAUUCAGUAUAUAUUUUCAAUUGUAUUACCGCAUGAUGAACUUUAUAUACAAAAUUCUUCUGGUGAACGAGUUUGGAAGAAACUGAACGGGUUUGUAUCGUACAUCCUAUUACUGUUACUGUAUAUUUUGGGUGCAGCGCUUCGAUUUUAUAGAGGUUCCAUAAUCUAUGAGCAAUGGGCUGAAGUUCUUUCAUUGCUCAAUCUGCUUUCGUUUGCCACGGUACUGCUUCUGUACACCAGAGCUCAUCUGGCAGAGAAUCUAAAUGGUUAGUU